Messenger RNA from Mucor mucedo, 1094 nucleotides. RefSeq lists its product as uncharacterized. The transcript has 4 exons. Lineage: Eukaryota; Fungi; Mucoromycota; Mucoromycetes; Mucorales; Mucoraceae. The record is from RefSeq and is a predicted model, not a curated record. The coding region runs from base 268 to 1011 and encodes 247 amino acids.
AAGUGAAAAUAUAAAUUUUUGUUAUUCUUUGAAUUUUCCAACCAGUUGGGAUUAUAAAAUAAGAGAAGAAUUGUUCCUGCCUCUAUUCGUAAAAGCUGGUCUUCUCCAUGAAAAUGAUGGUCCAGGCAGGCUAGUGUUUUUUUCAAUGUUAGAGUUAAAUUUUCAAAACAUGCAGAUGAAUACAAAUUUCCGGAGGAAAAGAAACAUAAAGUAUGGUGAUCAGCGCGUUAUGUGUACAAUAGAUUAUCAAGAUUAGAACAACGAAAAAUGGUGCCACAACUGUUAAAACAGGCUCACUGUGUAAUCUCGUUUGGACUAAACGAAGUACGAUUGUCAUUAAUAGCAUGUGUGGAAAAGCAUUGUGACACUACGUUAUCAUCAGAAUCUAUCGACGACAUGCUUGAAAAACUCAAUCAAAAGUGCGAAGAAGCUGGUUUUCAUAGAACAACAAAUGUUGUUUUAGAUGAACGGCCAUUGCCAGACUUGAAAUCUCGCUGGACGAAUGACUCAAUCACUUUAGAGGACAUACUUGAACAUUUUUCAGGUUAUGCAGAAAAAUUCUUUAGAAAUGAAGUAGAUAAAUUUCUUGUAGGCAGGAGCAAUACAGUUCCCAGACCAUUGGACAUUUUUUACACAAGUCAAAUCCCGAAAACAUUUUUAGCUCAGGGGCUAAUCUCAUUAGUUGAUUGUUGGUCGAAAAAGUAUUUUAGUGAACUAAAAGAAUUUUACAAAUCCGCGAAACCCGGUGAUAAUUCCUCCAUAUUCGAAUUCUUUGACUAUCCUCGCCGAAGAAAAGCAACUCAAGAGCUUUUCGAAAACCGAAUGGAAGAAUUUAACGUGCGCAGAAACCCAAUUAUACUACCCAAAGAAACAACAAUGGAAGAACCCGAAAGUUGCUUAAAGCCUAUUAUCUUCAUUAAUAUCGACAUAUCGCCUACACAGAUUCAGACUGUUUUUACAUACCUAGAUAAGGAUAGACAAGUUGAACAGAAGCAAAAUAUCGAAUGGUAAUGGUGUUAGGCGGCAAAAUAUCUUUUAUAAGAAAAUCCAACUAAGUUUUGUUUCGUUGUAUAACAGUAAUAUGCAACCAUUGA